Molecule: messenger RNA, 739 nt
Organism: Fragaria vesca subsp. vesca
Lineage: Eukaryota; Viridiplantae; Streptophyta; Magnoliopsida; Rosales; Rosaceae
Product: abscisic acid receptor PYL8-like
Exons: 3
Coding region: 1-555 (184 amino acids)
Biological process (GO): abscisic acid-activated signaling pathway
Cellular component (GO): cytoplasm; nucleus
Molecular function (GO): protein phosphatase inhibitor activity; abscisic acid binding; signaling receptor activity
Source: RefSeq, a predicted model, not a curated record
AUGGCGACCGGAGGAGGGAGCUCCGGCGAGGAAACCACCACGGCAGCCAAGGCUUUCGGGGGAGAGAACUCCCUCAUGGUGGCGCUAGAGGGGCUGCCACCGAUCCAGGGAGGUAGCUGGGUUUGGUCAUUGGUAAGACGGUUUGAUCAACCCCAAAAGUACAAGCCAUUCGUGAGCAGGUGUGUUGUGCAGGGAAAUCUUAAGAUUGGGAGUCUCAGAGUAGUUGAUGUUAAGUCUGGGCUUCCUGCCACCACUAUUACUGAGAGGUUGGAACUUGUUGAUGACGACAAGCAUCUUCCUAGCAUUAAAAUAAUUGGUGGAGAUCACAGACUUAGGAACUACUCUUCAAUCAUUUCCCUCCAUCCAGAAAUCGUUGAUGGAAGACCAGGGACUGUGGUGAUCGAAUCAUUUGUAGUUGAUGUGCCUGAGGGGAACACCAAGGAUGAAACCUGCUACUUUGUUGAAGCUGUGAUUCAAUGCAAUCUCAAAUCACUUUGUGAUGUCUCAGAGAGGCUUGCAGCGCAGGACCACACUGAACCAAUAGAUCGGCUCUGAAAUUGAAGCCGAGACAUAUAAUGGAGACGGGGCUGCCAUGGAUGAAGCUUCCGAGCUUUCAUAUAUCUCAGAGGUUUUGGAGACAGACAGGCAGUAGUAUGCUUCCAUUGCACAUGCAACAAACAUUCAUGUCUCAUUUGCUUGCUUUGUUUUCUGUGUUCAAGAUCAUAUUGUCAAAACUUCU